GCGGGGCUCAGCUGACGGGCUGCGCUUUGCUCUUGUGUAGAUAUCUCGCUAGCUCAGUUUAGUGUGUGCGACUCAGAGAUGGAUCGAGGGCGCUCUUCCGACUAGCGAAGCCUCAGCUACUCAUGCACCCAGAAGUAUUGAAAUAAUAGCUGAGAUUCAGUCGCUGAAGAUAUAAAAAGAAAAGCAAAUAAACAGUCAAUCUUUCACCUCCACUCAACACACCCUAACACGGCAUUGAUGGUAAUGCAUGCAGGGAAACAACCGCGACUCAGUGAUGGGUGCAACGACCGAAGGGAUUCUCAACCCUAUCAGACCCUUAAGUACCCAUCAAAGAGUCACCCGGGCAGUGAUCAUCGCCAUGAGAAGAUGCGUGACAGUUCCGACCCCAGCCCACCUUGUAAGAUGCUUCGGCGCUCUGACAGUCCCGAAAAUAAACACAGCGACGGUACAGGACACAGCAAGGCAAAGGCAGUGUACAUGCAUCGACUCAGAGAAAGAGAUGGAGGGCCCAGUUAUUCUCCACAUGAGAACUCAAACCACCACGGCACUCUGCACAGCUCUAAUUCCCAUUCUAAUCCCAGCAGAACUUCGGAGACGCCGUACGAGCCCGCGGAUGACUGGUCGGAGCACAUCAGCUCCUCGGGGAAGAAGUACUACUACAACUGCAGGACGGAGGUGUCGCAGUGGGAGAAACCCAAAGAGCUGCUGGAGAGAGAGCAGCGGCAAAAGGAGGCGAGCAAGAUGGCGGCCGUGGUCAACAGCUUCCCCAAAGACCGGGACUACCGGCGGGAGGCCAUGCAGGCUGCGGCCCCCACCACCUUCAGCAGCUCCAAAUGCACUCCGUCAGACAAGCCUGCCUCCCAUUCCUGCUCCUCCCAGCCUCUGUCGUCGACCUCGUCGUCAUCGUCCGCGGCGACGGGGCUGAACCCCAGCGGGCCGGCGAGUUCGGCCGCCACCACCGUCCCAGUGUCCCCCGUCCUGCAGAGCCCCGCCCCGCCCCUCCUCCAGGACCCCACGCUGCUGAGGCAGCUGCUCCCAGCCCUGCAAGCCACCCUGCAGCUCAACAACGCCAGCGUGGACAUGUCCAAGAUCAACGAGGUCCUCACGGCUGCGGUCACACAAGCUUCACUGCAGUCUAUGCUUCAUAAGAUCCUCACUGCCGGCCCGUCUGCUUUCAACAUCACUGCUCUGCUUUCCCAAGCCGCUCAGCUCAAUACUCCAGCCCAGCAGUCCAGUCAGUCCCCGAUGUCAUUAACGUCCGAUGCCUCGUCGCCCAGAUCCUACGUGUCACCCAGAACAAGCACGCCGCAGACCAACGCCGCCGUGUCCCAGAAGUCCCUGGUCAACACGCCGCCCGUGUCUUCACAGACCAAGGUUAGCACACCGGUGGGGAAGGCAGGACCACACCCCCAGACCGUAUCCCAGCAACCGGUCGCCGUGGACAAACCGCACGAGCGCGACUCUCCGCGGCUGCAGCGGCAGAGCAGCAGCAGCGUCCAGAGGAGUCCCUCGCCCAGCCCCAACCACAGCAGCGGUGGCAGUCACAGCACCUCCACGUCAGCCUCCUCCUCGGCGCCUCCCGGCUCCUCCAGGCCGGGGUGUGCGUACGUCCCCGGGGCCCCCGCCCGGCCGGCCUGCACCCUCACGCCCGCCCUCGCCUCCCACUUCAACGACAACCUCAUCAGGCACGUGCAGGGCUGGCCCGCCGAGCACAUGGAGAAGCAGGCCUCCAGGCUGCGUGAGGAAGCCCACAACAUGGGGAGCAUCUACAUGUCUGAGAUCUGCACAGAGCUGAAGAACCUGCGGUCCUUAGUGCGAGUGUGUGAGAUCCAGGCCACUCUGCGGGAACAGAGGAUACUGUUUUUAAGACAGCAGAUCAAAGAGUUGGACAGGCUGAAGAACCAGAACUCCUUCAUGGUCUGAGGCGAGGGCGUAGGCCGGUUGCACGCGGCCGGAGACCCAGGGCCGAGGUCCUGUGCCCGGGCUUGGCACUUUGGAGCCGCCGUCCCGGCAGGCUUUGGACCGUCGGGGCUGGGCGGACCAGCGCGAGGGCAGAGGUGGUGACCGAGCCUCGCGGGGAAAUUUCGGCGGGAAAAGGCGGAAGAGAACGCGGCCUCUGAGUGUAGAUUUCCUGUAGAUGUAUCCAUGUUGUAAAUACCUUUUUGUAGAGCGGAGCCCUUUGAAAGACAGGCCUAUCGGAGAGCUCCGACAUCCGGACUGAUCGACGCCCGCGUACCGGCCGAGCACGUUAGCCCUGUGGGAUAAUUGACAGGGGGGGGGGGGACCCCCCUUGCGUCCCCCCCCCCCCCCGCUUUUGCCUUUCCACCAGUCCCAGCAGUCUUGUCUCAGCGACGCUGCGUUUCCAUAGGGAUGUCUCCAGUGCCUGGGGGCCCCUAGGUGGGCCCCCACAGCAGCGUUGGACGGUAGUCAGAGAUUGCACUCAGCCCCCGGUCCCUUCACCCUGUUUAAACUGCCUCUGUUUGUUUCUGCUCUUUCUGGCAAAAUUCUAUUCCUUCUCACCACCAACACCAAUUUUACAGCUCGACUUGAAAUGGUAAAAAAAUCAAACCUGCUUUACUUGGUGUUUCCAGAACACCCGGGACCCUGCCCGUCACUUCAUUCCUGUGUACAGUUGCUCAAUAAGGUUUAAAAAUUAAAAAAAAUACUAAAUUAAAUAUUUUUUUUCUUUUCUUUUUUUUUCUUUUUUUUUUUUUUUUUAAGAAAGAUUGCCGUGAAUACUAGUGUAUCAGAACUGUCGUAUUACAUGAAUUAUUCCUUUUUUUUGUUCGUUUCUUCGCACCAUGUAAUGAACAGAAGGGCGUGACCGGGAAACCACGGCAACGGAGCUCUGUCCUCCGCCGACCACACGCGGAGGUCACAAGGUCAAAUGUGAACUGUGUAUACUGUAAUAAAGAUACUGAACUAAA
This is a messenger RNA of Conger conger (European conger), 2927 nucleotides long. Its product is annotated as WW domain-containing adapter protein with coiled-coil-like. Gene Ontology annotation, biological process: positive regulation of TORC1 signaling; regulation of autophagy. Gene Ontology annotation, cellular component: nucleus. Gene Ontology annotation, molecular function: chromatin binding; RNA polymerase II complex binding. NCBI's taxonomy places the organism in Eukaryota, Metazoa, Chordata, Actinopteri, Anguilliformes, Congridae. Bases 238 to 1923 code for a protein of 561 amino acids. The record is from RefSeq and is a predicted model, not a curated record. The transcript has 13 exons.